AUGGCUGACCAAAACUUGCUCACAUUAAGUUGGGAGUGGGAAGGAAAAGGGAGGGGGGGGGGGGGGAGUGAAAGGUUUUAUCACAGACAAGUGAGCAGAUCACAGGACAGGGAAAGACGCUGUCGUACACUGAUGAUGUGUUGGUACAGACGCUGUCGUACACUGAUGAUGUGUUGGUACAGACGCUGUCGCACACUGACGAUGUGUUGGUACAGACGCUGUCGUACACUGAUGAUGUGUUGGUACAGACGCUGUCGCACACUGACGAUGUGUUGGUACAGACGCUGUCGCACACUGACGAUGUGUUGGUACAGACGCUGUCGCACACUGACGAUGUGUUGGUACAGACGCUGUCGUACACUGACGAUGUGUUGGUACAGACGCUGUCGUACACUGACGAUGUGUUAG
Molecule: messenger RNA, 408 nt
Organism: Candidula unifasciata
Lineage: Eukaryota; Metazoa; Mollusca; Gastropoda; Stylommatophora; Geomitridae
Source: the annotation of a GenBank genome assembly